Chroicocephalus ridibundus (black-headed gull) is the source of this 1542-nucleotide messenger RNA. RefSeq names its product protein FAM169B-like. The coding region runs from base 16 to 1386 and encodes 456 amino acids. The transcript is spliced from 9 exons. Lineage: Eukaryota; Metazoa; Chordata; Aves; Charadriiformes; Laridae. The record is from RefSeq and is a predicted model, not a curated record.
CCCCCCCGCCCCGAAAUGGCGGGCUCCCCGCGGCACCGCGGCCGGGCUUUCCACAAACAGCCGAAACGCCGCAAAACACUAAGGCCUUUCCAGGAAAACUUUGCUCAGGCGCCAGCGGUCGUGACCGGGCGAGCCCCGGCCCUGCGCAGCCGCGCUCCCAGCGCCCUGUUUUCCACAGGAUGGCUCGGGGGGAGGCGGUCCAGUCAACGCCCCCAGCACAAAGCUGGGGCAAGCAGAGCAGGCCGCUACGGAGUUUUUUGCCCUUUUCCUAAGUGUACAGGUUGCCUUUACUUGGUAGACACGCUAGCAGGAGAUCCAGAGGUUCUGCAAGUAGAUGCUGAAACAUACUAUGAAAAACUCUUGAAGAAGUCAUCAUCCACUCAUGAUGUUUUUUUGAUCCCUGGAGAAGAAGAGGUUAAACUUGAAGAUUCCUCUGUGUGUUUUGUCCCUCUCUACCGAAAUAAUCCUACUUGCAAACUGUUGCUGUUAACUGAUCCAAAGGAUAAAGAGACAGUUUUGGCAGUUUAUUUGAACCAGUGUUGGUGGCCUGUUGAAGAAGUAGUAAAGACAGCUGAUCCUUCUAGAGAUGGGCUAAUUUCGGUCCAGACGUUUGGAGAAAGGAUUGUCCUCUUUGUUCUGAACUACAUUAUUUUUGGAAUGCUGGAAGGGAGUUCAGCUAAUGAUGCAUUUUUUCUACCUCACUCUGCCACCGAGUGUGCCAAGAUACUCUGGAGAGAUGGCGAGGCUGUUGCCUUUUACUCGGUCAAGAUGAAAGGGAGCCUAUGUGAUGGUACAACCAGUCAAUGUUACUUGCUGCCAGUUUUGGAUACUAUAUUUGUCCGGAGAAAGUACAGAAGAGGUGGCCUAGGGAUGAAAAUGCUGCAUGAUUUCUGUCAGUCUUUCAUGGCUGAGGAUGCCUUGGGGAUCAGCUGUCCUAUUUCUGCCGCGAUGUAUCAAGUUUGCCAGAAGUUCUUGCAGUCUUAUCCUGAGGAGCAGAAGCGACUGUGGGAGGUGGAAGCACCAGGAGAUUGGAGCCAGCGAGUGAAUAUCUGGUUAAAAAUUCAGAUGGAGUCAUCCCCUUCUGGAAAGGCUGAAGUGGGUUCUCAAAUGGAGUAUGCUCAAACCAGUGAACCCAGACAAACAGAUACGAACCAGAUGAAUAAGGGUGUUGAAUACAUUCCUGGUGUUGGGAAAGUGGCAGGAGAUUCCACAGAAAAAAAAGAUGACACAGCAGCAGCAGGGACUCUAAACACACAAGGGUCUGAACAAGAGGACUUAGAACAAGGUGCAGGCAACACUCAGCAAUGCAAAGGAUUCAGAAAAAGAGCAGGCCCUGGGGGCUCAGUUGGAGACAAAGCCACCAAACAAUUUAGAAUUAUACCAUAAUUGCACUUUCAGAAAUCAGCAAAAUCUGUGGUCUUAAAAAUUAUAAUUGACUGUUCAUAAUUUGUAACGCUGGAGAGAUUUCUUCAGGUAAGGUAUGAAUUUUUUGCAAGGCACAUGUUCUCCAUCUUGUGUUUUGUUUUAAAUAAAGCUUUUCUU